GUAUUUUAUAAUAAAUAAUAAUUAAUCCAACAUCAUGUUUUUACUUUUACGGAUAUUCAGUGCAUUAUGCGUAUUAUUAUUGGCCAACUCGUUGAUUAUCCCAGAAGAAUUACCAUCAAUAUUAUCGUUAAUUUAUUCAAAUAUUCCACCAAUUAAAAAAGGAACGGAUUCACGAGUAGGUUUUGGAUUUCGACUUGGUGAACAUGCCGAUUUUCAAGUGCUAUUAGAAUUAGGGCCACAAACGAAUACCAGACCAAUAGGAAAUGCAGAUUCGCCAAGCAAAAGGCAUGUCCAAAGAAUAAAUAGUAACAUCAUACAAUUGCUACAACGACCUAGCAAACCAACACCUGAAAAGAUAUCAAAUACUGAUGGUGGUAAAUGGUUAGCCAAUUGGCAACAGACAAUGAAAAAACCAGUUUUUGUUUCCGAGGAAGAAUCUGUUGAAGGUUUAGGUGAAAUUAAAGCUGCUGAUGUUAUUCCUGAAGAUGAUGGUGAUGAUUUGAAUAAUAGCACAGAAAACUUGGAUACUAAUGAAACGAAUGAUUCCGCAAAAGAGGAAUCCCCUAAAAAAAUCGUUAAUUCAAAAGAGGAUACAUCAGACUUAUCAGAUGUUUCAUUGGAUAAUGAAUAGAUGAAAUACACCUAGUCUAAAAUAAUAUUAUUGAGAUACGUUUAUUUUUUGAAAAUCCUGUUAA
Molecule: messenger RNA, 695 nt
Organism: Chrysoperla carnea
Lineage: Eukaryota; Metazoa; Arthropoda; Insecta; Neuroptera; Chrysopidae
Exons: 4
Coding region: 35-631 (198 amino acids)
Source: RefSeq, a predicted model, not a curated record